AUGUUUAGUCUACAAUCAAUCAAACUUCUCAAACCACAAAUAGCAUCACUACUGUCUAGAUUUCUAGCUACAUCUUUUGUAGCACAAGCAUCGGCUGCAUCGGCAGCGCCGUCAAAACAGCGGUCUAAUACCGUCCGCAAUAUUCCAUCACUUGAAGAAUUCUUAUUCCAACAACGAGUCAAACAAGUAUAUCGAGCAGUACUUCGACAAAUUUACAAGCAUCAUGAACGUGAUGAUUUAGUAAAAUUUGUUCGUGAUGAAUUUAAAGUUAAUGCCAAUGAGCGUGAUUUGAAUCAUCGCAAAUAUUUAUUGAGUUUGGGAGUUAAUCAAAUUGCUUCAAUGAGUGCAAGUUUGGGAUUGAAGGUGGAUUUAUAG
Molecule: messenger RNA, 375 nt
Organism: Lodderomyces orthopsilosis Co 90-125
Lineage: Eukaryota; Fungi; Ascomycota; Pichiomycetes; Serinales; Debaryomycetaceae
Exons: 1
Coding region: 1-375 (124 amino acids)
Source: RefSeq, a predicted model, not a curated record